AUUACAGAGUGAAUCUGCAUUGAUUUUGAGACUUGCAAACACAUCGAUGAUGGAUUUCCAGGCGGUUCUGGGUGAUUUCAUUCAACUGUCAGCGAGGAGUGUUUUACUAUCGCUGCUAGUGUGUUUAAUGCUCAUGUUCUGGCGUCGAUCCGGGCCACGGCAGGUACCGGGUCCCUUCCCGUGGCCGGUCAUCGGUAACGCCGCUCAGCUCGGUACCUCACCUCACUUUUACUUCACCCGGAUGGCUCAGAAGUACGGCGACGUGUUUCAGAUCAAACUGGGCAGCCGGAACGUGGUGGUUCUCAACGGAGACGCAAUUAAAGAGGCGCUAAUUAAAAAAGGUGUCGAUUUCGCCGGCAGACCCGAUUUCGCUUCUUUCCGGUUCGUGUCCAAUGGGAAAAGCCUGGCGUUCGGUAACUACAGCCAGUGGUGGAAACUGCAUCGGAAGAUCGCACACAGCACCGUGAGAACUUUCUCCACAGCCAACAUCCACACCAAGCAGACUUUUGAGACGCACAUCGUGAGCGAGAUCGGAGAGCUCAUCCGCUUGUUUCUGAAUAAAACCCGCGAGCAGCAGUACUUCGAGCCUCACCGGUACGUGGUGGUGUCGGUGGCGAACACCAUGAGCGCCGUUUGCUUCGGGAACCGAUACGCGUAUGAUGAUGAGGAGUUCCUGCAGGUGGUGGGCAGAAACGAUCAGUUCACCAAGACAGUCGGAGCUGGAAGCAUCGUGGACGUGAUGCCCUGGCUUCAGUACUUCCCAAACCCAAUCAAAACUCUCUUUGACCAGUUUAAAAAACUCAACAAGGAGUUUAACGAGUUCAUUCAUUCCAAAGUGGCGGAGCACCGCAAGACUAUUUUACUGAGCCUCGUCCGUGACAUGACUGAUGCGUUCAUCGUUGCUCUGGAUAAAGGGCUCUCAAGGGGGCCGGGGGUCUUUCUGGAUCGAGAGUACGUGUCAUCGACCAUCUCAGAUAUUCCAUUUAAAUCACCAACCAAAUGUAAAAAUUAAGUUGAAAAUGUUGGUCUUCACUUACAUUGCAGGUAUCCAGAAGUCCAGAAACGUCUUCAGGAGGAUGUUGACAAAGUAGCGGAUCGCAGUCGCCUUCCAACCAUUGCAGACCAGCCUUAUCUUCCAUAUGUCAAGGCUUUCAUCUACGAAGUCAUGCGAUUCACCUCGUUCAUCCCUGUAACGAUUCCCCACAGCACAACCACAGACACGUCCGUCAAUGGUUAUCCCAUCCCUAAAGAUACCAUCAUUUUCAUCAACCAGUGGUCUUUGAACCAUGACCCGACCAAAUGGGACCAACCAGAGGAAUUCAACCCACAGCGCUUCCUGGAUGAGGAUGGAGCUCUCAACAAAGACUUAACCACCAACGUGCUGAUCUUCUCCGUGGGGAAGCGUAGAUGCAUUGGAGAAGACCUGUCCAAGAUACAGCUUUUCCUCUUCACCUCCUUGCUGGUCCAUCAGUGUAGUUUUACAGCAGAAAGGACUCCCGGCAUGGACUUUCUGUAUGGGCUCACGCUUAAACCCAAAGCCUUUAAAGUGUCUGUCACAUCCCGUGACAGCACAGAACUGCUGGAGAGCUUGGUAGGAACAUCUCAAACUCCUACAGAAAUGAGACAGAGACCUCAAGUUUGAAGUGAAAUCAAAGCACACAACUUAAAUACUUUGCCAAAUGAAGGUGGCUAAGAAAACAAACACUGAAGAAUCUCUAACAUAUGCAUUAUAUCAAUAUAUUUACUGACAUCAUACUCAGGCAAAAACUUUUUUUUGGCUCAGAAUGAGCUACAGGAAUAAAAAUGAUGCACUGAUUUAUGGUAUAUUGUGCAAGAGUAGAAAAGCAGAAGCUACACAACAGGACAUGGUUUAUUCAGAUAAAUAAAAGUUGGUUUCUAAGACUAGAAUUCUAAGAGACAUUUACAUGCAUCGCAUUAUUCAGUCAAGACGUUUGAUACUAAUUCUAGUUCUUCUAUAGCAAAUAUACAUUUAGUCUCAGCAUUUUUAAUGCCAACAUUUUA
Sinocyclocheilus grahami is the source of this 2022-nucleotide messenger RNA. RefSeq names its product cytochrome P450 1B1-like. Gene Ontology annotation, molecular function: heme binding; oxidoreductase activity, acting on paired donors, with incorporation or reduction of molecular oxygen, reduced flavin or flavoprotein as one donor, and incorporation of one atom of oxygen; steroid 17-alpha-monooxygenase activity. The record is from RefSeq and is a predicted model, not a curated record. Lineage: Eukaryota; Metazoa; Chordata; Actinopteri; Cypriniformes; Cyprinidae. The transcript is spliced from 2 exons. Gene Ontology annotation, biological process: progesterone metabolic process; hormone biosynthetic process.